AUGAAGUAUAGACAACGUGUACUUGGUUUGAUACUUGUUUCACCUUUAUGCAAAGAACCAUCUUGGACUGAGUGGUCAUGUCAAAUUUACUCUAUUUUGUGGCAUGUGCGGGGUGGCAAAGGAAAUGUUGCUGAAGUGGACAUUCGAGGUGGUGCUCAAUUCCCAGAGUCAGAUAUAGUUAAAGCUUGCCGAAGGUUAGCUUAUAACUUCUCACUGCUCCAGCUCUUCCGUGACGACACUAUCCUCAUCAAGGGCAAGAAAAGGAGGGAUACUGUUUGCAUAGCUCUUGCUGAUGACACCUGUGAAGAGCCCAAGAUCAGGAUGAACAAAGUUGUAAGGUCGAAUUUGCGGGUUCGUCUUGGAGAUGUUGUGUCCGUGCACCAGUGCCCUGAUGUGAAGUAUGGGAAACGUGUGCACAUUCUGCCUAUUGAUGAUACCAUUGAAGGUGUCACUGGCAAUCUGUUUGAUGCUUUCUUCAAACCUUACUUCUUGGAAGCUUAUCGUCCUGUCAGAAAAGGAGAUCUAUUUCUUGUCCAUGGAGGGAUGAGAAGUGUGGAGUUUAAGGUCAUUGAAACUGAUCCUGGGGAGUACUGUGUGGUUGCUCCAGAUACUGAAAUCUUCUGUGAGGGGGAGCCUUUGAAAAGAGAGGAUGAAGAGAGGCUGGAUGUAGUUGGAUAUGAUGACGUGGGUAGAGUCAGGAAACAAAUGGCACAAAUUUGUGAGUUGGUAGAGCUUCCCUUGAGGCAUCCACAACUCUUUAAGUCGAUUGGUGUGAAACCACCCAAAGGUAUUCUACUUUAUGGACCCCCUGGUUCCGGGAAGACACUGAUAGCAAGAGCUGUUGCUAAUGAAACGGGAGCUUUCUUCUUUUGUAUAAAUGGACCGGAGAUUAUGUCCAAACUGGCAGGAGAGAGUGAAAGCAAUCUGAGGAAAGCAUUUGAAGAGGCUGAAAAGAAUGCACCAUCCAUCAUCUUCAUUGAUGAAAUUGAUUCUAUUGCACCCAAGAGGGAGAAGACACAUGGUGAAGUUGAAAGGAGGAUUGUUUCACAGCUUUUGACUCUUAUGGAUGGAUUGAAAUCUCGUGCUCAUGUUAUCGUUAUUGGAGCUACAAAUCGCCCAAAUAUCAUUGACCCAGCAUUGAGAAGGUUCGGUAGAUUUGAUAGGGAAAUUGAUAUUGGUGUUCCUGAUGAAGUUGGCCAACUUAAAGUUCUUCGUAUACACACUAAAAACAUGAAGCUCUCUGAUGAUGUAAGUUUCAUUGUCUCUUAACUUUGUUGGUGUCUAUACACUGUACCAGGUUGUGCAUGCCAUGCUGUGGCUCUGGUUGUAGGUUGUUCAUUAAUUCUUUAAUGUUCUUAAAUUUUCUGUUGCUUAACUCUAGCGCCGCUGUCCUAAAGUAGUGAAGAGUAUAUUUGAGAU
Messenger RNA from Arachis ipaensis, 1419 nucleotides. The record is from RefSeq and is a predicted model, not a curated record. Lineage: Eukaryota; Viridiplantae; Streptophyta; Magnoliopsida; Fabales; Fabaceae.